UAGAGAGCUCCUAAAGACCCAAAAAGCCCGUGAAAAACUACCCAAAAUACACCAAGCACAAAUUGGAAUAAAACACACCUCCCAAACCUCAACUCCUUGUUUCCUGUAAGACUAAUACUCCGCCUGAAACUCCCUCUACGAGAACGUCUUCACGAUGCCCUACCUUUAAUCUUUCCUCAACUUGAGCUACCACCUUUAGCAUCGUAGUUGAUUGCCCAAGAAAUACGCUUUAGCUCCCUGCUUUUCUUAAAACUUGAUUUGGUUUCAAGCGAGUGGCUCGCCUCAAACGUAGUGAGUGGUGCUUUAAAUUGGUCUUCACUUCCUCCCUGUGAGAGCCCCACGAUAUGUUGAAUCUCGUUAACCUUAUGCAGAACCCAAUCCGAUGGCGAACGCGCUAUAUUGUUUAUCGGAGAGAGAGAAACCAGGGGAACAACAUUAUCUCCAGACAUAGUACCUAACUGCACUCCUGACUCUAGACAUUCUUCCUCACAAGGCACCAAUAACAAACCCAUAAUUUCCUUUCCGCCAUAUCUUGCAUUCGAAUCCCAAACCUCCUCAACAGCUAUAUGGUUGCUGUCCAUUGUUGUUGUCACUAUUAAAGGUUCCUUCCCUCCAUCGACGAGGACAUUGCUUGUAUGUGCUCCACCCCCUGAAGAUCCUUUUGUGCCUCUUUGUCAGACCCUACUGCUCCCUCAGGAAGCAUGUAAUAGGUAGGGAAAGCACUACCUUUUGUUACCCUAUUUUUAUCUUCUAAAAGAGGCUUGUCAGUUUCUUCCAAAGUACUCAAGACCCUGGAAGUACCCCCAUCUUCAACUGAAAGUGAACCCUGGAAAAAAGUACCAACCCUAUUUGCAAUUGGUGACUGAGGGCAGUUAGACGACAAGCUACCGAUGUCCUGAGUGACAUCGGUGUGAACAGUGAUGUUGGUGUCCAAUGACCCUUAAGACCCCCUCCACUUCUCCAACGUUACUUGAUAGCCUUUGUCUCCUACAAGUGUCUUACCCUUUCCUUUCGCCGUGGAGCUAUUCUCGGCUAUACUACCCACCAGUGACCUCAACACCGAAGUGUAUAAGGCACCUUUGACCGAGGAAGGCCUUCCUACUGUCUUUCCAUCAACAAACUCCCCUAUGUUUGCAUGCUUCAGAAUAACGGCUUUUGACCCAUUAACGCUUCGAAUGGACUGCAGAAAACCUUUCCAUCAUGCCAUUUUCGCCUUCCAAAAUCACCAACUAACCUUUCCUACUUCCAUUAUGGAAUUCUGAGAGUUGCAGAAAGCUGCCCCUUGUGUUAAUAUGGUGUUGAAUGAUGAGAACUCCAUUACCCGUCCUUAGCUCCAUGAAGAAUCCUUCAUGACAAUUGAGUUUUAAACAAUCCUCUAUCCCCUUAGCCACCCACGAAGCUACCGUCCCACCUAGACACAUGAACUUAGCCAUCCUUUUACUACACUCAGAGAUGCGAAAGCUAUUUCCUCAUUUUUUUUCUUAAAAAUGAAAGUUUUUGGUUCCACCUUCAGCCACUGCUCACCUUCCAUCAGAGAUGAAUCCAUGUCGCGUGUCGUAAUCGUCUGAUCCCAAGUCACAAGAUCAUCUCCUAGGAUAAUCUUGCUUCGUCAUCUCAAGGAUUAUACAAAAAUAAAACGUAGAUCAGAAACACCAGAUCUGUGCCGACGAAAAUGCAAAUCAAAAUCCCGAUUAUCGAAGGGGGAUCGACGUCAGAGGGCCCUCAAAGGAGUUGCGGAAGUCCAUCAAUCUUGUCUGUGGCAGUGGCGGUGGUGGAGGCACAAGUUCGAUGGUCAAUGUCGCCUCCGAGAAAGACAGAGAGAAUCUUGCAAAAAUCCACGUCGCCGGAGCUAGGACCUAUGCCGGACAGCCCUUAGCGAAGUCGUCGGGGCACGUUGGCCUUGUCUGUGCUGGUUGUGAGGUGUCACUCGCCGGUCUAGGGUGGGUGAAGGGUGGUGGCAGGUUUUCUCUCUCUGUAGGGUUUCCUCUCUCCAGCAAAUACAUCACCAAACUUACAGCUGAAUCUUGCUUGCAGUGGUAAAGAACGCUGUGGUCAUAUCAGAUAUGUUAUAUUGAGCCUGUGAUGGUCAUACUUCAUGAGCGGGAGCCGACUUGGGCUGGGCGUGUGUCUUGGAAGCACCAUACUUGCAUGAUUUCUGCACUCAGUAUCAGCACAUCUAUGAAGCAGCAUCCCCUUAUAUGGUCAGCCGUUAAUCUCCCUCAUGAUGCAUACAAGCUACUUGCAGUCCCUUCUCCUAUUGGUGGUGUUCUUGUGAUUGGUGCAAAUUCUAUUCACUAUCAUAGUCAGUCAGCCUCAUGUGCGUUGGCUUUGAACAAUUAUGCGGUUCCUGUUGACAGCAGUCAGGAGAUGCCGAGAUCAAGUUUUAGUGUAGAGCUUGAUGUUGCCAAUGCAACUUGGUUAUUGACUGAUGUGGCCUUGGUGUCAACAAAAACUGGGGAACUGCUUUUACUGACCCUGGUUUAUGAUGGCCGGGUUGUGUACAGACUUGAUCUUUCAAAAUCUAAAGCUUCGGUGCUUACAUCGGGGAUUACAACAAUUGGGAACUCCUUUUUUUUUCUGGGCAGCCGGUUGGGAGAUAGUUUGCUUGUGCAAUUUACUUGUGGAUUGGGUUCUGCGAUACUGUCAUCUGGUCAAAAGGAAGAGGUUGGAGAUAUCGAAGGUGAUGCCCCUCCAGUAAAGCGAUUGCGAAGAUCAUCUUCGGACGCUUUGCAAGAUAUGGUUAGCGGUGAUGAGAUUUCCUUGUAUGGCUCUGCUCCAAAUAAUGCAGAUUCAACACAGAAAACCUUCUCAUUUGCUGUGAGGGAUUCAUUGAUUAAUGUUGGUCCUUUGAAGGACUUCUCUUAUGGUUUAAGGAUAAAUGCAGAUGCAAAUGCAACUGGAGUUUCCAAACAAAGUAACUAUGAACUGGUAUGUUGUUCUGGUCAUGGAAAGAAUGGUGCACUAUGUGUUCUUCGGCAGUCGAUUCGCCCAGAAAUGAUUACUGAGGUUGAACUACCUGGUUGCACAGGAAUUUGGACUGUCUACCACAAGAACGCUCGUGGUCAACUGGCCACUGACGAUAAUGAGUAUCAUGCCUAUCUGAUAAUAAGUCUUGAGGCUCGUACAAUGGUACUUGAAACGGCUGAUCUUCUGACUGAAGUUACUGAAAGUGUUGACUACUUUGUGCAAGGGAGAACACUUGCUGCAGGGAAUUUAUUUGGAAGGCGUCGAGUUGUCCAGGUCUUUGAACGUGGUGCUCGAAUUUUAGAUGGUUCUUUUAUGACUCAAGAUCUAAAUGUUGGAGUACCAAACUCUGAAUCUGGUUCUGAGAGUUCCACUGUAUUGUCUGUCUCUAUCGCUGAUCCAUAUGUGUUACUGAGAAUGACUGAUGGAAGCAUUCGGCUGCUUGUUGGAGAUCCUUUAACUUGCACUGUUUCCAUGUACACUCCAUCUUCUUUUGAGACCUCAAAGAAAUUCGUAUCUGCCUGUACGCUGUAUCAUGAUAAAGGACCUGAGCCAUGGCUCCGGAAGACAAGUACUGAUGCAUGGCUUUCUACAGGAAUAAGUGAGGCAAUUGAUGGUGCCGAUGGUGCACCACAUGAUCAGGGUGAUAUAUAUUGUGUUGUUUGUUAUGAAAGUGGUGCACUCGAAAUAUUAGAUGUGCCUAACUUCAAUUGUGUUUUUUCUGCGGAAAAGUUCAUGUCUGGGAAUCCCCUCCUUGUUGAUGCAUUUAUGCCAGAACCAGCCAAAGAUAUUGAAGUGACGAAGAGAAGUUCCGAAGAAGUUACUGGCCAAGGCAGGAAAGAAAGUACACAGAACAUGAAGGUUGUUGAGUUGGCCAUGCAGAGAUGGGCAGGACAGCAUAGCCGCCCUUUCCUUUUUGGGAUAUUGAGUGAUGGAACAAUUCUUUGCUACCACGCAUAUUUAUAUGAAGGUGCUGAGAGUAACUCUAGAGUUGAAGAUUCAGCUUCUGUACAGAAUUCUGGUGGUUUAAGUAGCAUCAGUGCUUCUAGACUUAGAAAUUUGAGAUUUGUCCGUGUCCCCUUGGACACGUAUGCAAGGGAGGAGACACCAAGUGGGUCGCCAUGCCAAAGAAUUACCAUUUUCAAGAAUAUUGGUGGCCACCAAGGCUUGUUCCUUUCUGGAUCAAGACCAGCAUGGUUUAUGGUAUUCAGGGAGCGGCUUCGAGUUCAUCCACAGCUAUGCGACGGAUGUAUUGUUGCCUUCACUGUUCUCCACAAUGUUAAUUGCAAUCAUGGGCUCAUAUAUGUUACAUCACAGGGCAUUUUGAAAAUUUGCCAACUGCCAUCUGUAUCAAGCUAUGACAACUAUUGGCCAGUACAAAAAAUUCCACUGAAAGGCACCCCACAUCAAGUCACCUACUUUGCUGAGAAGAAUUUAUACCCCCUUAUAGUUUCAGUUCCUGUUCAUAAGCCAUUGAAUCAAGUUCUUUCAUCUCUGGUUGAUCAAGAAGUUGGCCAUCAGGUUGAAAAUCAUAAUUUGGGUUCCGAUGAGCAGCAUCGGACUUAUACAGUAGAUGAAUAUGAGGUCCGCAUUUUGGAACCAGAAAAGUCUGGUGGCCCUUGGCAAACUAUGGCUACAAUUCCAAUGCAGAGUUCUGAAAAUGCUCUAACUGUGCGAGUGGUUACAUUGUUGAAUACCAUUACCAAAGAGAAUGAAACACUUUUGGCUAUUGGGACUGCUUAUGUGCAAGGGGAAGAUGUUGCUGCAAGAGGACGUGUGCUUUUAUUUGCUGUUGGAAAAAACACCGAUAAUCCCCAAAAUUUGGUUUCAGAGGUUUACUCAAAGGAAUUGAAGGGUGCUAUAUCUGCUUUAGCCUCUCUUCAAGGCCAUUUGUUGAUAGCUUCUGGUCCUAAAAUAAUUUUACACAACUGGACUGGUACUGAGUUGAAUGGCAUUGCAUUUUUCGAUGCUCCUCCAUUAUACGUCGUGAGCUUAAAUAUCGUCAAGAAUUUUAUCCUCCUUGGGGACGUUCACAAAAGCAUUUACUUUCUUAGCUGGAAGGAGCAGGGAUCUCAACUUAGCUUAUUAGCAAAGGAUUUUGGCUCCCUUGAUUGUUUUGCAACAGAGUUUUUAAUUGAUGGAAGUACCCUCAGCCUCAUAGUUUCAGAUGAUCAAAAGAACAUUCAGAUAUUUUAUUAUGCGCCAAAGAUGUCCGAGAGUUGGAAGGGACAGAAGCUUCUUUCGAGGGCUGAGUUUCAUGUUGGUGCCCAUGUGACUAAGUUCUUGAGGUUGCAGAUGCUUUCCACUUCAUCGGACCGGAGUGGUGCAGCUCCAGGCUCUGAUAAAAUCAAUCGAUUUGCUUUGUUGUUUGGUACCUUGGACGGCAGCAUUGGUUGCAUUGCACCUCUUGAUGAACUCACAUUUCGUAGACUGCAGUCAUUACAAAGAAAGCUUGUUGAUGCUGUUCCCCAUGUUGCUGGCCUAAAUCCAAGAUCUUUCCGCCAGUUCCGCACAAAUGGAAAGGCCCAUCGAUCUGGCCCUGACAGCAUAGUUGAUUGUGAGCUGCUAUGCAAUUACGAGAUGCUUCCAUUGGAGGAACAGCUUGAAAUCGCCAAUCAGAUUGGAACAACUCGUUCACAUAUUCUCUCAAAUUUGACUGACCUCUCUUUAGGAACGAGCUUCUUGUGAUUUCAGCCAAUCUAUAGCAGGUCACAGGAGUUGAGGAAAGCACAAUAGAGAGGUGCUGAAUGCAUGGGCUGCCUGAAUCGAGCAAUCUGCCGAAGAUGUUGCGUUUUAAGACUCAGUUGAAUCAGCCAUCAUCUGUAUGAGCUAACAACAGAAAAAGGUGGGCAGAAGGAAGCCGAAAAGGCUGUUGCUUCUUUGUUGCAGGUCAAAUGUGAUGCACUAUUGAAGAGGUGCUCCAAUCAAUGAAUGGGCAUUUCUUUUAUGUAAUGAGAAUCAUCAAAUUAUCAAACAUGCUGUACAUUAAAUAUAUGUUAUGUACCAUUGUAGAGGGAGAAGCGUGAAAGAAGCAAAAGAUAGUUGUUGCUUUAUUGUUGUACAUUAGUCUGAAACUUCAUUUCA
Messenger RNA from Juglans regia (Persian walnut), 6048 nucleotides. Its product is annotated as cleavage and polyadenylation specificity factor subunit 1-like. The transcript is spliced from 23 exons. The coding region runs from base 2083 to 5652 and encodes 1189 amino acids. Gene Ontology annotation, molecular function: protein binding; nucleic acid binding. Gene Ontology annotation, cellular component: nucleus. NCBI's taxonomy places the organism in Eukaryota, Viridiplantae, Streptophyta, Magnoliopsida, Fagales, Juglandaceae. The record is from RefSeq and is a predicted model, not a curated record.